Messenger RNA from Capsella rubella, 264 nucleotides. RefSeq names its product defensin-like protein 43. The transcript has 3 exons. The coding region runs from base 1 to 264 and encodes 87 amino acids. Lineage: Eukaryota; Viridiplantae; Streptophyta; Magnoliopsida; Brassicales; Brassicaceae. The record is from RefSeq and is a predicted model, not a curated record.
AUGGGAGAUGGUAGACAAAGAUACACCAACAACACCAAGACUUCGAUGACUUUCUUACUCUUUAUUAUAAUUGCAGCUUCUUUUUCCAGUUACAACAUUUUGGCUUCAGAGAUCAAACCUUCUGGGAGAAUUGAUGAUAUGUGCAAGAAUACUUGUUCGCCAACGUACGACUAUGAUAAAUGUGUGGCUGAUUGUAGGAAGGCUGGCUUCUCAUCUGGGAGUUGUGCUACUUCUUUCGGAAACAAAUGUUGUUGCACCAAGUGA